ACUUCAAUUGUUUCCAUGACUAUUUUUAAUUUCCCCAUUAACUUCCACAAACACUUCGAAAUUAUAGGUAAUAAAUUAUACGGUUUACGGUAGCAAGAUUAAUUAUUAGCAGCAGUCAAUUGCACGUACUUUAUGCACAGUCGAUUAUUGCUUUUCCUGUUACUCACAAUGAGCGCUGUCUCGAUUGCUCUAAUUACCACUGCCUUAUUUCUCGUUCUAGUGGAGACUGAUGCCGAUAUUCGGAGGGAAUGCCGCAGGCAGACUGGCGUCUCCUGGGGUGCAUUGAAGACACUGCGGGCCGCGGAUUUCCGGCACAACGACGAGAAACUCAAGUGUUAUGUGAAAUGUUUUCUGAAGAAAAAUGGAAUUUUCGGGGAGACGAAUAUUGAUAUUGAUAAGGCACUCAGGCAUCUGCCGAAGAGUGUGCAGGGAGCGUCGAAGAAAGCUUUGGAGAAUUGCAGGAAUGUUCCGAGCACCGAUCCAUGUGAUAAAGCCUUUCAAGUAGUUAAAUGCUUCUUUAAGGCAGAACCACAGAUAAUGAGAAGUGUACCAUUCGUGUAGGUAACGAUUGGCAGGGGACAAUCGAGGAAAAUCGUUUCACUAGAUCAACUCGUUGGUGAUUAAUAAAUGAAGGCUCCUAAUCUUUCUGCACGAGAAUAAAAUAAAAUAACAU
Molecule: messenger RNA, 673 nt
Organism: Diachasmimorpha longicaudata
Lineage: Eukaryota; Metazoa; Arthropoda; Insecta; Hymenoptera; Braconidae
Product: general odorant-binding protein 56d-like
Exons: 5
Coding region: 133-561 (142 amino acids)
Biological process (GO): sensory perception of smell; olfactory behavior
Cellular component (GO): extracellular region
Molecular function (GO): odorant binding; dibutyl phthalate binding
Source: RefSeq, a predicted model, not a curated record